Nicotiana tabacum (common tobacco) is the source of this 429-nucleotide messenger RNA. Lineage: Eukaryota; Viridiplantae; Streptophyta; Magnoliopsida; Solanales; Solanaceae. The record is from RefSeq and is a predicted model, not a curated record.
AUGAUGCCCGCACCUCCGUUUGCGGAGGAGCGGAGCAUGGUCCGCAGGUGCAAAGGCCCAGUUCCAGUGGUUCACCACAGAAGCGGGAGUAUUGUCGCAUCUGCGAUGCUGCAGAUGCGUUGGAUGGAUCAAGCAGGCGAUCCAGAUAUCUUGACCGACUUCAUUAUUCCUGAAAAUCGAACUGGAGACACAUUAGAUGGGAAUGUUUUCAACUUCACAGGCAUGCGCGGAAUUUUUGGCAGUGUUAUUACAAGCUUUAAAGGGACAAAAGCUAGCAAAGCGGAAUUUCCAGCUUUGGAUGGACAGUGUACUUCACUUGCUGUGCUUCAGUUCCCUAGCGCGGCACCGUCUAGCCCUGCUGAUAACCAUGGGGCCCAUGACCGGAUGAUGCACCUCGGUGCACUGGGCGAGCCAUCUGAGUAUGCUUGA